AUGGGAGCGCAUGCGUCCAAGGAUGACCCUUCACAAUACAUAAACAGCAGUAAUAAUAAUAAUAAUAGUAAUAAUAAUAAUAAUAUUAGGACAAGCAAUGUAUUGAGCGAAAAAGAGAGUAGGAAAUACAAGAGACAUACUAUACAUCACGAUAAGCGAACUACACUAGUCAUGACUGGUGCCAAUAAUGAUGUCGCCGCGGAUGUCGGCAGUGGCGGCGGUGGAGUUUUGACAUCGACUACCACAACGUCCACGCCAAACACAGCGCUGACCACAUCAUUGCCACUCACAACGACUAAUGGCGACAACAACACAAUCACAUCAUCAUCGUCAUCAACAACUUCAACAUCGACCACCAAGCAUAACAAUAGUUUGAACAACUCAUCAUCAUCUUCCUCAACAUCAACAUCAUCCAAGCAACAACAACAACAACAAGUACAACAUAGCAAUGGCCUCAAGCCAAGGUUCAUGCAACGCAAGAUCAACUCAAAGUCAAUGAGUAUGAGCAGCAGUAGUAGUAUUGAUGAUCAUCUUAGUACGAAUGGGAGCAUGUCGGACUCUUUGGUGUCACUGUCGUCCGGCGUCGGAAGCACUAAUUCAUCGUUUGCAUCAAUGUCCAUGGAGGACGAGGAUGCCGGCGCCAGUCCCGUGCUCACACGAACACGUUCCAAGUCAUUCACCAUCAUCCAGCGCCCCACAAAAGAUGGCGCCACCACCACAUUCAAGCCAACUGCAUCGGACGACUCAAAGAUCAACAACAGGAAGUCCAAGUCUGCCAACUCGCUCUUCAAGUCAAUCACACACAGGAAGGGCAACAACAGCAGCAGCAGCGGUAGCAGCAACAACAAUAAGAAGGAUAAGGCACAACCUCCUCCACCUCCACCCCCAACAUCACCAGAGCUACACGCCGAGCCAGUGACAAUCGUAACAAACAUUCCAAUCAUUGCCGUCACCAACAACAACAAUCAUCAUCAUCAACAACAACAUAAUGUAGUUGCGCAGGUUGAGGAACCUGAGCAACAACAACAACAACAACAACAACAAAGUGCACCAGCCGCCAACAAUAAGCCGCCACCACCUCCUAGACGCAAGCCACCUCCCCUGCCACCAAAGAACUAUAUGGCUACACAAUUGGAAGAGCAAAAACAACAACAGCAACAGCAAUAUGAGGCGGAUGAGGAGCAAUCCAAUGGAUAUCAAACCAACUUGUUGUACCCACCUCACGAGCCAUCGAUGCCAUCACCAGGCAGUUCACAAAGGAACUCAGUAGAGAUACACAAGUUGGAGCAUCAUAACUACACUCUUCUGGAGAAGAUUGGAAGUGGAACAUUUAGCGACGUACAUCUGUGCAUACACAAGGAGACCAACUUACUUUAUGCAAUGAAGGUCAUCGAUAAGUCCUUGGUCCAGAUGAUUGCCGCACAUACUGAGCUGGACAUCAACACCGAAGUCAAGAUCCUUCACUCCCUAUCACAUCAACACAUCAUUGGACUAGUCGAUCACUUUGAAACAGACACCUACUAUUACAUUGUCAUGGAGUAUCUGGACGGUGGAGAACUGUUGUACCAGCUAGAGAAACAGAAUAAUGAUGAUAGUUAUGAUAAUAUUGAUGGAGGCAACAGUAGUGAUGCAGCUGAUCCGAGUGCGACGGCGGUCGUAGCCAACUAUUCAGAGAGGAGUGCACGUGAUAUACUGAGACAGAUUAUCAAGGCUGUUGGAUUCCUGCAUCAGAACAACAUUGUACAUAGAGACCUUAAGCCCGAGAACAUCCUGUUCAACGACAAGUCUGAGUUUGCCAUCCUCAAGAUCAUCGACUUUGGCCUGGCAUCCUUCUGCCACAAGGGCGCACUGGUCGAUGUUUGUGGCACGCCAGAGUUCCAAGCACCAGAGAUGAUCAAGCGACAGGGAUACUCGUAUCCUGUGGACAUAUGGGCAUGCGGCGUCAUAUUGUAUAUUCUAUUGUGUGGACAUCCACCAUUCCAAGGCAAGAACUCAAUGAUCAUCAUGUCGUUGAUCAUGAGGAAUGAGCUAAAGUUCGCGUCGCCAGAGUGGGACAGCAUAUCGGACUCGGCCAAGGAUUUGGUUGGCAAGAUGCUCGAGUCGGACCCCGCCAAGCGACUGACGGCCGACCAGGUGCUGGGGCACGAGUGGAUGAAGAUGGAUGCGUUGCUCGAGGGCUCCCCUCAGCUUGGACGCACCUUCCACAAACAACUACGUCGCUACAACUCGCAGCGCUACUUCAAGGCCACUGGCGACACCCUUCUCAAAAGUCAACGCUUCGGAAUCUAUUCACAGCACGCUGCUGCCGACUCACAACAGAGGAGGUCAUUGAUACACUUGUAG
Molecule: messenger RNA, 2343 nt
Organism: Acytostelium subglobosum LB1
Lineage: Eukaryota; Evosea; Eumycetozoa; Acytosteliales; Acytosteliaceae
Exons: 5
Coding region: 1-2343 (780 amino acids)
Biological process (GO): protein phosphorylation
Molecular function (GO): protein kinase activity; ATP binding
Source: RefSeq, a predicted model, not a curated record